Messenger RNA from Diuraphis noxia (Russian wheat aphid), 342 nucleotides. RefSeq names its product craniofacial development protein 2-like. Lineage: Eukaryota; Metazoa; Arthropoda; Insecta; Hemiptera; Aphididae. The record is from RefSeq and is a predicted model, not a curated record.
AUGAGAUGGGCAGGAACUAGCAACGUAAAGUCAGACAAUUUAACCUUAUUUUAUAGUGGACCAAACAAUGGGAAGCAUGAAAAUGGUGUAGAUUAUGUUAUAAAAGAUUCACUAAUAAACCAAGUGAAAAAGUUUGAACCAGUCAAUGAUAGACUUUGUCAUCUUACUAUAAUUGGUAAAAUUUUCGAUAUUGUGUUGAUAAACUGUUAUGCUCCAACGGAAUCAGUGGAUGAAGAUCUAAAAGAUGCCUUUUAUGAAACCCUAGAGAGAAUUUUCAAUUGUAUACCCGCAUAUUAUAUAAAAAUCGUACUAGGAGACAUGAACACGCAAGUUGGAAGAUAA